GACUGUCAAAGCAUUAACCAGUGUGGUCUGGAUUGCUUUCAGAGGCUCCACAAGGAGCUGCCCCUCAGCCUGGAGGAACUGGAAGAUGUGUUCGAUGCCCUGGAUGCUGAUGGAAAUGGCUUCCUGACCCCGGAGGAGUUCACCACUGGAUUUAGUCACUUCUUCUUCAGCCAGAAUAAUCCAGGUCAGGAGGAUGCAGGUGAACAGGUGGCCCGGCUCCAAGAGGAGAAGGUGUACCAGUUCCGAGGGGAUGAAGAUUUGGGCAACAUGGACCAAGAUGAGGAAGCUGAUCAGUUCCAGAGGUUGAUGGACAAACUAGGAGCCCAAAAAGUUUUGGAAGACGAAGACGACGUGAAGCAACUCUGGCUGCAGCUGAAGAAGGACGAACCUCACUUGCUGUCCAACUUUGAAGAUUUUCUAACCAGAAUCAUCUCCCAACUCCAAGAAGCCCAUGAGGAGAAGAUUGAACUGGAACGCGCCCUAAAAAGGAAAAUCGCUGCUUAUGAUGAAGAGAUCCAGCAUCUCUAUGAGGAGAUGGAACAACAAAUCAAAAGCGAGAGGGAGCAGUUUCUCCUGAAAGACACGGAGAGGUUCCAGGCCCGCAGUCAGGAGCUGGAAAAGAAGCUAAUUGCUAAGGAGCAGGAGCUGGAGAGACUCAACCAGAAGCAGAAAAGGCUGGAAGGCCAGUGCACAGCCCUGCAUAACGACAAGCACGAGACCACGGCUGAGAAUACCAAGCUAAAGCUUACUAACCAGGAGCUGGCACGGGAGCUGGAGCGGACGGCCCGGGAGCUCCAGGAUGCUCAGCAGCAGCUGGAAAUCCUCCAGCAAGAGGCCUGUAAACUGCAGCAGGAGAAGGAGCUGGAAGUGUACCGGGUGACAGAGAGUCUACAGCGGGAGAAGUCUGGACUUCUGAAGCAGCUGGAUUUCCUCAGGGAAAGGAACAAACACCUUCGGGAUGAACAGGAUAUAAGCUUUCAGAAAGAAAAGGCAGCCAAGGCUGACAAGGCUGCGCCCAAGGCAAGCAGGAAGCAGAGAUCUGGCUCUGUGAUCGGCAAAUAUAUGGACAGCAGAGGGAUUCUCAGAAGCCAGUCAGAGGAGGAGGAAGAUGUGUUUAGCCUGCAGAGAAGGAAGAGCUCCCUGGGCCUGAGUGGAUAUCCUCUUACAGAAGAAGACUCAGGGACUGGGGAGACAGGGACUGGGGGUCCACCCUGCAGGGCCCUCCGCAGAAUCAUCUCCAUUGAGGAAGAUCCCCUGCCCCAGCUCCUGGGUAGUGGCUUUGAGCAGCCACUGAGCAAAUGUCCAGAGGAGGAGGAAGCCUCUGAACAGGCAGGAGGAAGACAAAUCCGGCAGUCCACGCCUUUGGAACUCACCCCCACAUCUCCCAGAGGACAACCUGUUGGCAAAGAAGCCCUCUAUAAGCAGGAGGAAAGCUCUCCCUCUACCCCAGACCGGUUCUUCAAGAUUGUGUUUGUGGGCAACUCAGCGGUGGGGAAGACAUCUUUCCUCAGGCAGUUCUGUGAAGAACGGUUCUCCCCAGGCACGGCGGCCACUGUCGGCAUUGAUUAUCGCGUGAAGACAGUGAAUGUGGACGACUCCCAGGUGGCCCUGCAGCUGUGGGACACAGCAGGGCAAGAGAGGUAUCGCUGCAUCACCCAGCAGUUCUUCCGGAAGGUGGACGGCGUCAUCAUCAUGUACGAUCUCACGGUCAAGCAGUCGUUCCUGUCGGUCCGGCAGUGGCUGAGCAGCGUGGAGGAAGCUGUGGGAGACCAUGUUCCCAUUCUUCUGCUGGGCAAUAAACUUGACAACGAGAAGGAGCGAGAAGUCCCCCGAGGCCUCGGAGAGCAGCUUGCCAAGGAAAAUAAUCUGAUCUUCUAUGAAUGCAGCGCCCAUUCUGGUCACAAUACCAAGGAGUCCCUGCUCCAUCUAGCCAGGUUCCUCAAGGAACAUGAAGACACAGUAAGGAUGGACACCAUUCAGAGUUACCAGCAAUAGCAAUAACGAAGAACAUCAUAACUCCACCUUUCACCCAAUUCAGCGGAGCCAAUUUAAUCAAAGUGCCCUACUUAGGAGAACAGUGCUGGAAAUGAUGGGGGUUGGGAAGCCAUAUGGUGCUUGGCAGACAACUGAAAUCAAUGUGGAAACUGAGGAGCACAGGCGAGGCUGUGUCAUUUAUCACUCUGGGGCCAGGGCUGAGUCAGGUCCAAGCACUGACCCUUGUUCCAAAUUGGGACCUCAUCAAGGCUUUGGCUAGGAUUCAAAAGUGGUACUUGGAGACCCUUGUCAUAGCACCAGGAGACUUUUCUUCCUACAAAUGAGGACUCCUAGGACCAAUAAUGCCUGUACUAUCAUAAUGAAUUAUGGCUGGAUCUAUCUGACCUAUAAAAAUAAAUACUGCUCAUAAAAACACUGCACCACUAAGCAAAAAUGUCUGAAGAAUGCAGAGAGAAUGGGAUUGCAUUCUUUUAAAACUUGGGAACAAGAAUUGAAACAUGUGGAUGUGGAACUCAGCAGGAUUUGAGAAAGGUAGGGGUGGAAGUGGGAUUCACUGAGCAGGUGCAGCACGGCAUCAAAGGCAGAGCAUUGGGUGUGGUCCAACAACAGGUGCACGGUCUCCCGACCCCUUUGUAAUGAUGCUAGUUGUGCCACUUUGCAGGAUGGUUAUGCAGACAUGCUGCCUACUAGGCUCUAAAGAGCAAAAGACUGGACUAGGAACUGGAUCAAGUUACGUAGGGCAGGAACAUUCAUCUCUGAGCCUCACAUUUGGUCCAGUGUCUAGCAAACUGUGUUUGCCUGAUAGGAGUUGAAAACAGAGCAUCAUUUCUUUAGAACAAGGUCGUCACCCCACACCCCCAAAGGCUGGAGCUGCUUCACUGGAACCCCAGGGUCUCCAAAACUGGACAACUGAGUCUCUGUGGCUUGGGCAGAUCAAUUGAGUUUUGCCUCCCUGGUUCAAAUGAGGUGCUGUCUCUGCUUUUUGCAAGAACAUCCUGGGGAGCAUUCCAGCUGCUGCGAUUCAAUUGCCUUCAAUGUGAUGCCCAUCAAAGCACCCUCUCUCACCCCCCUGCAGCCUCCCCAGCUGCUGCCAGUGGCAAUAUAUUAUCUUCAGGCAGCCAAUGUCUCAAUUUAACUUGGAUUCCAUGCCUCUGUGCAUACAAGAUGCGUCCCUUCCCAGUUCUCUUUCUUCCUGGUGUGGAAUCAGCUGUACGUACCCAAUUGUGUCUCUCCCAAAAGCUUUCUCUAGCCUCUUCAGAAUAAGGACCUGCAUACAAAUUAUGCAACCAUGGGCAAAACCUGGAACAGCUGGAUGCUCUGAAUCCACAUCCACAUCUGUAAAAUAGUACUCUCUGCCUUACCUCCCCUCCCCCAAGGUAGUGGGAAAGCAAAUGAGAAGUCUAGGGAAAGAGCUUAAUCCACGGAAAGGCUUUAAACAACAUCAUCACCUGCUCCCCCACCCAACUCUGCACCCUAUGCAAGAGACCAAAGCCCAACAAAGAGGGUUAGAAAGAAUGUUCCCUGUAACUUGGAGAAGCUGCGGUCACGGGUCAAAGAACUUCCCAUUUCUCUUUGAAAGGAGAAUAAGUAAAACUUGCAUUCCUUUCAACUAGACACUUUCAUGUAAGUACACUUUGUUUCUUUCUACCAUGCUUUUUGGGGGCACCAGGAAUGGAACCCAGGGAGCUUAACCACUGAGCCAUAUCCCCAAGUCCCCAAACCUCUAUGCCCUGCAUUUUAAAAAAUUUUGAGAUGGGUUCUUGCUAAGUUGCUUAUUAGGGCCUUGCUAAAUUCCUGAGGCUGGCUUUGAAUUUGCAAUCUUCCUGCCUCAGCCUCCCCCAAGUUAUUGUGAUUAUAGGCGUGCACCAUCCCACCCAUCUCUACCAUGCAUUAAAGUUGCAUAGGGGGCCAGGGUCGCAGAAUACAAGGUCUUGCUGGCAAGGUUCUGACUUUCAUUUUUGUAUAUAGCAGGGCCUGGUACAGAAGAGACACUAGGUGGGUGAAUGGAUGAGUUUGCUGCCCAGGGCAGACUUUUAGAGAGUGCCUUCCUAAAGCACCCACCUUUGUAUAUGUGGGUUAUAAAGCACUUUUACAUCAGGGUGGUGGAUACUUCUGGAGAUGACUGGUGGUGAUGACUACACAUGCAAUAUUGUGAACGUACUUAAUGCCAUUGAAUUGCACAUUUUGAUAUAGUUAAAAUUGU
Marmota monax (woodchuck) is the source of this 4198-nucleotide messenger RNA. It is a transcript of the gene Cracr2a, whose product is annotated as calcium release activated channel regulator 2A. Lineage: Eukaryota; Metazoa; Chordata; Mammalia; Rodentia; Sciuridae. The transcript has 17 exons. Gene Ontology annotation, molecular function: GTPase activity; GTP binding; calcium ion binding. The record is from RefSeq and is a predicted model, not a curated record. The annotation marks the transcript as partial.